CCCGCCCGCCCGCGGAGCCCGGCCCCGAGGCUGCUGGCGGCCGUGGCGCUGCCUGGUCCGGCCCUUCCCAGCAGCAGCAGCAGCAGCAGCAGCAGCAGCCAUAGCCAUGAAGUCGCUGUGCCUCGUCACCGCGGGGGUCCUGGCCAUGACGCUGCUCAUCGCCAGCAUCUCCUUGCUGGUGGCACACGUCUUCCAGACAGUGGUGGACCUCCAGGUGAAGCAGGGAACAGUAUUGAAAAAUGGCACAGAAACCUUUGAAGCCUGGGAGGAUCCUCCUCCACCAGUCUACAUGCAGUUCUACUUUUUUAAUGUGACAAAUCCUUUGGAAGUGCUUCAAGGUGCUACUCCUCUGGUAGAGGAGAUAGGGCCAUACACCUACCGAGAAUACAGGCCAAGAGUGCACAUUCAGUUUUUGGACAAUGGUACCAAAGUGUCUGCUCUGAAUCCAAAGACUUAUGUGUUUGAACGUCAGAAAUCAGUUGGAGACCCUGAAGUGGACCGGAUUAGGACAGUUAAUAUCCCUGCAGUGACUGCGAUGGAGUGGACCAGGUCAACCUCUCUUCAGUUUGCCACCGAGGUGCUGCUCCUUCUGUUCCAAGAAUCCCUCUUCACUGUUCACACCGUUCAUGAGUUGCUGUGGGGCUACAAAGACAAGCUCCUGUCAACCAUUCAUCUCCUGCAUCCGGAGAUAGACCCAGUGUUUGGCUUCUUUAAUAAGAUGAAUGGAACUGAUGAUGGAGAGUAUGUUUUCCUAAGUGGCGACACAGACUACCUUAACUUCACAAGGAUUGUGGAAUGGAAAGGAAAAGAGUCUUUGAGCUGGUGGACAACAGAGACAUGUAACAUGAUCAAUGGAACAGAUGGGACAUCCUUUCACCCACUGAUUAGCAAAGAUGAGAACAUUUACAUCUUUUCUUCUGAUUUCUGCAGAUCUCUCUACUUGGUGUAUGACAGCUCAGGAACUGUUGCAGACAUCCCAACCUACCGCUUCGUGCCCUCUGCUAUGGUGUUUGCCAACACCACGGUCAACCCCGACAACGCCGGGUUCUGCGUGCCCCCUGGGAACUGCCCUGGCACUGGAGUCCUCAACGUCAGCAUCUGCAAGCAGGGUGCUCCAAUAUUCAUAUCAGCUCCACAUUUUUACCAAGCAGAUCCAAAGUUUAUAGAGGACAUAGAAGGCAUGCAUCCAAAAAAGGAAUAUCAUGAGACGUUUUUGGACAUCAAUCCUCUGACAGGGCUUGUCCUGCAGGCAGCCAAGCGGAUGCAAAUCAACGUUCAUGUCAGAAAGUUGCCAGAAUUUUUUGAAACAGGCAACAUCCGAACACUGGUUUUCCCAGUGAUGUAUAUAAACGAGAGUGUUCUGAUUGAUGAAGUAUCUGCCAGCAAACUCAAACAUGUCCUGCUGGAAGCCAGUGUUGUGACUGGAAUCCCCUUCAUAAUCAUGGCUCUAGGAAUUGUUUCUGGGAUUAUUUUUGUUGUGCUCGUGUGCAGGUCCCGAGGGAUAAGUGAAGAGGGAGGGGAAGUUUUAAUAGACUCAGAAUAAACGCACCAAAACAAAGGAAUGGAGCUCAUAUAAGAAACAUGGGUACUGAAGAUGAAAGAUCCCCACUCAUCAGGACAUCUUAGUAGAUUUUCUUUAACAUGUGAGCUUGGAGAAUAACCUAGUAGAGCUGACCUAAUACCAACUACCACUACCCAGCGUUGUCCACUGUGGAGAAACAAUCGUGCCAAGCGUAACUUUUGGUGGUGUAGAGAUGGAAGAGAAUCUCCACUGUCACCACAGGAGGAGACUUUUCUUACCAGCUAAGUUACAACUUCAAAACUACAGUUUAAAGCUGCUUGAGAUGCUGCUUUUUCCAACCCUGCACUCUCUUUGCACCUGCACUGACAGCCCUAGAUGUUCAUAACCACGAUACCGGCGGCAAGGAAGCGGCCUGAUUCCCUGCAGGAAGGACAACGGGUCAGAUUUGGAAGUGGCCUUCAGGAGUGUGGGCUGUGAAGCACCUUCUGGAAGCCCAGCAGGCUCCUGCAUGGCCCAGGAACAAUGGGCAGCUUUGCUGUAGGCCUGGUGUUGGCUUUUCUGCCCAGCAUUGUCCUCUCCUUCUUACCAGUGUGCACUGACUGCUCCUUAGUGAUGCCCUUGGUCGUUUCACAGCACUGAUUGGUACAACUAACCCAAAGCACUGAGUGAAACUUUAAGCAUCUGUAGUUACCAGGUAAAAAGAAGCCCACGAUUUGAAAUGCUUUUCCUUACAGACGUCUUGACUGUUCUAACUCUGCACAGCAUCCCCAUUGCAUGUUAGCAGUGCGUUUGUCCUUAAGGUUUGGGGUUUUUUUCUUCAGCUUAAAAAACAAAACACAACCCAGCAUUGUUCUUGGUGGUGGAGGGUACAAAACGGUUCAGUGUGAGUCCAGACUUGGCUGUGCCUGUGUGAGUUGGAAGCACAACCUCCAUGUCACGGUGUGAACGGGGCCAUGGGAAGUCAUAACACUUUUUUUACUUGUCAAGUAGAAACUUGUUAUAAAAAUCACAGAAGUAUUUUUUUCCCCCAAUUAAAAGAAUAUUCUCCUUGAGAAGUGUUUCCAUUGGGUCUAGAGAGUGAAACCUAUUUUUAAAAUGUAUUACUGUCUUCUAAAUAGAGGCGUUGGUUUUUGCA
Molecule: messenger RNA, 2657 nt
Organism: Apus apus (common swift)
Lineage: Eukaryota; Metazoa; Chordata; Aves; Apodiformes; Apodidae
Gene: SCARB2
Product: scavenger receptor class B member 2
Exons: 13
Coding region: 107-1543 (478 amino acids)
Biological process (GO): protein targeting to lysosome; receptor-mediated endocytosis
Cellular component (GO): lysosome; membrane; cytoplasm
Molecular function (GO): scavenger receptor activity
Source: RefSeq, a predicted model, not a curated record